Messenger RNA from Bactrocera oleae (olive fruit fly), 5359 nucleotides. RefSeq names its product phospholipid-transporting ATPase ABCA3. The record is from RefSeq and is a predicted model, not a curated record. Gene Ontology annotation, molecular function: lipid carrier activity; ATP hydrolysis activity; ABC-type transporter activity. Gene Ontology annotation, biological process: lipid transport; transmembrane transport. Gene Ontology annotation, cellular component: intracellular membrane-bounded organelle; membrane. Lineage: Eukaryota; Metazoa; Arthropoda; Insecta; Diptera; Tephritidae.
CCAUAUUGUAGAGCAUUUAAGAAUUGUAUGAGCUUUGCUGCUUUCCAUCACUACACAAACUUUCUUCACAUGUAACAUUAGUCAACAGUUGUCAAUAAUUUUCAUAGAAGAAAAUUCUUCUGUGCGCUUGAAUUAUAAUCAUUUUACAGGAACACCGCAUUGUAUAGAGAUGAUUUCUGAUAAUUCUCCGCUCAGCAGUGAACACUCCGAAGAUGAUGCGUUGCCGUCAAAUUACCAUUGGCUCCGUUUCAAAUGGAUGUUUUGGAAAAAUUGCUGCAUGCACUGGAACACACGUUGGGAAUUUCUAUUUGCCUUACUUAUGCCGAGCAUAUGCAGUCUCAUAGCAGUUAUACUGCGCAUUAACAUACCCGCCGAACACCUCACAACCAUAAAUUACGGCGAUACGGAUAUAGAAAAAGCAUGGAGGGCCGUAAUUCGCGAAGUUGAUAAACGUAGAGUUAUUCUAGAAGACAGUUUCGAUAAUCCAGUACAUACUCCAUAUGUGCCACUCAUUACCAUCGCGUAUGCGCCGGAUUUCGAAGCAAUUAACAAUAUUAUGAAGCUCUCAUUUGAUAAGUUCGAAUUGGACAACGCAUACAUAACCUUUAAAACAUGCAAUGAGCUGCGCAAGAAGAUGAAAACUGAACACUACUUUGCUGGCGUUUGCUUUAAUGAGGCCGUAUUUAAUGUUGUGUCUGUCUCGAUAUUCAAAAUUGGCAUAUAUCCAAAUCGUUUGGAUUACAUUAUUCUAUUUCCCAGCGAGUUGCGCUUAUAUGACGAAUAUAUAGGCGAAACCUGGGACACAAGAACUGUAUAUCCGAAUUUAGGACAGCAAGAACGGAAAGGGGGUCCAAUACCUUAUAUAACGGAAGGUUUCAUUAUGAUACAGAAAACGAUCUCAGAAGCUUAUAUAAAUUUGACUUGUAAUACCACGAUUGAAGAGCCGAUUGUAUUAAGGAAAUUUCCGAAAGCAGAGCGUUAUUAUGAUCCACUUUCGGAAAUGUUGGAAAUGCGUUUGUCGUUAUUGAUAUCUAUGGCAUAUAUAACCACAAUAUUGUAUUUAUUACGAAUUUUGGUCAAUGAGCAGGAUAUCGGAUUAAAUGAUUUGCUAGCCACUUUAGAUGUGACCUAUUUUCUACAGUUUUAUAGCUGGUUUACCUUUUCCCUCAUUUCAUUAUCCAUUGGUUCGGCUGUCAUGAUUCUAAUAUUAAAAAUUCCUUGGAACAGUGGCUUCUGUGUGUUCAACAGAGUGUCUGCUACAUGCUUAUUUGCUCUUUUUACCACCUAUAAUAUAAAUACACUGAGCUACUGCUACAUGAUAUCACGACUGAUUCGAAACCGCGAUAUGGCCAUUUGUGCAGCGCCUAUUUUCUGGAUCGCCCUAUACUUACCAUUUUCCAUCGGUGUCGAUUUAUUCCCCUCUUACCAUCCGUAUGUUUGUUUUUUUGGCAAUACAGCCCUUGCGCUAGCAUUACAGCAUAUAUUUCAACUACAAUAUCAUGAAGGCGUUAGUUGGAAUAAUUUUUUUAAAACUCACUGGUCCACGCCGCACCAUGCUGUCGGCACCUAUGGAAUAAUAAUAUGCGGUACAAGCAUAAUGCAGGCGUUACUUGGUAUAUGUGCACCGGUUAUAAGACGCAUGUGCACCAAAUUGAUAAAAGCAUUUAAUCCGCGUAAGAAAAAGGAGCGUGCUCGUAUUAGUUCUGAAAAUAACCGUUAUUCGAAAACAAUCAUAUUAGAGGUUAGAGCAAAUUUCAAGCCACCAGCUGUAGAAGUAUUGGCACUGACUGUACAACGUGGUAACAAAUUAGUGCUCGAUGAAGUUUCAUUCAAUUUGUAUGAGGACGAAAUCACUAUGUUGAUGGGUCAUAACGGUAGCGGCAAAACGACACUACUACAAGUUAUUGCCGGUCUUAAGCUGCCCACUUCUGGUAAAAUAGUUAUUAAAGAUAGCAGUGGAAAUGGAGAAUUUGGGAAUUCGCGUGAUUUUGUUGGUGUAUGUUUCAGCGAUUCGCUGCUCUUUCGUAAUUUGUAUGUUGUUCAUCAACUGCUUUUAUUCGGCAAGUUAAAGGGUUUAAAUUCGGCUGAUCUCAAAAAAGAGACCACUAAAUAUUUAGAAGCAUUGGAGCUAGACAAAUAUCGCUACACACUCACUGAAAACCUAACAUGUGGCCAACGCACGAAGUUAGCGGUUUCGUGUGCGCUUAUUGGUGGCAGUAAGGUCGUUCUGCUGGACGACAUUGUGCUGAAAUUAGACGUGCGUGACUAUAAACUUAUUUGGAAGUUGUUGGAACGUGAGAAAUUCGGACGUGUUAUAUUCGUAUCGACAAAUUUAAGUCGUGAACCGGAGUUACAUGCUGAUAAUAUUAUUAUGUUGGCUCAAGGACGAUUGAAAUGUGCUGGAACUGCUCAGUUUCUAAAGUCCAUGUAUUGCUUUGGAUGUCAUUUGCUCAUAUCGAAAUCUGAGAACUGUAAGUCCGAAGAAAUAACAAAACUGUUGAGCAAUUUUUUAGAAGAUAUUGUAGUAGCUUGCGAUCUUAUAUUGGAAUUAUCAUAUCACAUCGAAUCCACCAAUGUGGAAAUUCUCGAGUCGCUUCUUAAUGCGUUGGAAAAAGACAAAGAUAGACUGGGCAUUGUCAACAUAACGAUAAUUGAAACGCGCAUUGAGGAGCUCUUUUGUAAGCUCGGUGCAGAGCGACCCGCUUAUGAUGAUCGCAAACGCUACUUCCGCAUCUUCAAUGGAUUAAGCAUUACCGAGGACACAGCCGACGACACCUUGUUUAUGAAAGCGAAUAUAGAACAUCAUAUGAGUACAUUUGAAAAAUACUUUAAUCACUGGCGAGCCAUGUUUUACAAGUUUUUCAUUAUACAAAAUUCUUACGCACCUUAUUUACCGUUGUUCAUGCUUAUGCCAUUAAUGACAAUCAUACUAUGUAUAAUCGGUAUAGUGCCCGUAAUCGAAAAUAUGCCAGUUAGAGUGUGUGACAUUAACGAUUACAAAGAUGCCGUAACUCUAAUUAACUAUCCACAAAAGACGAACUUAGAAAUGAUUUCAUUUGCAGAAACAUUUCACAAAUAUAUGUAUUGGCGAAAUAGUAAUAUUAAAGUUUUAUAUAUCAAAAAUCAACUAAUCGGUGAAUAUAUAUUAUCGCAACAGCGUCAGCAACCCUAUAAUUAUUUGGAUGAAAAGGUAAUACUUGCAUUGUCCAUGACGCGACAGGUGGUUGGUUGGUACAAUGGUUAUUUGCCCAGUGUGCCAUCGCUCGUUCUAAAUCUUAUACACAAUGCAUUUCUCUGGCAAUUGCGUAAUACGACUGAUGCCAAGAUCAAUGUAUACCUGGAGUUGUUACCUAUUGAAGAAGAUAUUGAUGUUAAGGAAAUAUCUAAAAUGACAUUUAACAUGGGCAGCAUAAUGGCUUUGCAGUUGUCCUUUAUCAUAUGUUACAUAAUAUCUGUAAGAAUAAUUGCUUUGAUUUCGGAGCGUACAAGCGGUUUUGAGGAUUUGCAGCGAUUGGCCGGUUUGAACGGCCUCAACUAUUGGACCAGCAUGUUUUGUUUUGAUAUGAUCAAGACAUUUGUUGUUGUGGCAGGUUUUACCAUUGUAGCGUGGGGAUUAUUAUCCUCAGCUUACAUAACGGCGGAUGUUUUACGCUGGGCUUUUUUUUUACUACUGUCGACGAGCGCUGCCUUAACUGCGACCAACUACAUACUCAGCUGUUUCUUUUUCAAAAGCAGCUACGGUGGUUUUUUGAAAAUUACAGCAUUACAGGCGCUUGGUGCAAUCUUCUAUGUGCUAUUCUCUAGAAAUUUUAAAACUUAUAUCAACACUAUCAUGUUUAUACCUCGCUUAUUUCCAUUGUAUUCAUUCUGUAGAGGAAUCGAAAAUUUGUAUGACUAUAAUAUUCAAUUGCAAUUGUGUGAAAAUGAGGACAUCAAAUUCGCCGCAGUGUCUUUCGAACACUGUCAAAUGGAACCAAAUUGCUGUGAAACACCCUCAAUUUCGGUACGCGAGGAUAUGUUCUACUUAUGGUUAAUUAUCGUUGGGGGAGCGAUUGGCUUAAUAAUUUACGAAUACCGAGAUGUUUUUAAACCCUCCACACCAUUUGACAAUUACGAUCGUGCAUUAGACGAAUACAAGCGACGACACGCUAGUGACUCUUACAUGGUAGAUAACGUCACAGCCGAAGUCAUACACGUGCAGUCAUUGAGACCGCGUAUGCGUCACUAUUAUACGGUUAUUUGUGAAAAUUUGGGCUUAUUUCGAAAAGGUGAACUUUUGGUGGACCGUCUAUCUUUCACUAUCAAACCCGGUGAAAAGUUCGGUAUCAUCGGCACUAACUGUAACUAUACGAAUGCUUUGCUGCGUCUAAUUGCUGGUCAGGAUAAACCAAGUUUUGGCCGUGUUUGCAUCAAUGCCGUGCAAAUGACGGAAGACAGUAAAAAAGCACUGGCCAAUAUCGGUUAUGUGCCCACCGUUAGUUGUGUACAUACGCAGAUGACUUGCUAUCAGGUUUUGAAAAUGUUCUGUACACUAUAUGGCUAUCCGCAGCAUCAAAUCCAUGAUAUUGUUGAUGAUUUCGCAAAACAUUUCGGCUUAGACUCACACUAUCAUACACGUUUGUCACAGUGUAGUUCGGGUAUAAGAGAGAGAAUUUCCUAUUCCAUAGCGAUCUUAAAGAAGCCCGCACUCUUGUGUAUCGGAAAUUUCAGUUGGACUGUGGAUCCGCAUGGUAGACGUCAGCUUUAUCGCCUAAUCGAUGGCCUGCGUAAACGUGGUACAGCCAUAGCAAUUACAUCCGUUAUGAAUUCUUAUACCGAGAUAUUGUGCACAAAAAUUGCGGUCAUGCAUGAGGGACGUUUUCUGCAUAUCGGGGAACCACAAAAGAUAGCGCAUGCAAUUGCUGCAGGUUAUUCGAUUUCGAUGCGCAUGAAGAAAACGGUUCAAACACCGGGAGGUGUCACAUCGAAGGUCUACUUCCGCUUAACAGCUUUUAUGGAGAAAACAUUUCCCAGCUCCAAAUUGAUUCAAGAGGGCACUAUUAUGAAAUACUAUAUACCUUAUCAGAGCACCACAUUGGGCACUUUGUUUAAAAUUUUGCGUGUGAAUUCAUUUCAGCUGAACAUCGAUAGUCUUACAAUCACUAGAAUUAAUAUGAAUUAUAUAUUCGAGCUGAUAGCCGAGGAUGCGCGAAAGUCGAAGAGCUUAUAAAAACACUAAAAUAUCUACAAAUAUAGUCGAUAUAGGCAACUCAUUGUAAACUUGUUACGUUCGUUUGGUUUUUUUUUUUAAAUGAAUUAUAAUUGAAUUAUUGUUUUGAAUGUUUUCAAAAUCAAAUAUAACUUCUUAAUUUCAGUUUAA